GCUGAGCAGAUUAUGAGUUUAGCACAACAUUCGGUCGGUUUGGUUCGGUCUGUCGGUCGGUUCGGUCAGUACCUUGUGAGUAGUGAAAGAGAACGCAUGUGCAGAAAGUAAGAAAACGUGAGCCACGCACAAAAAUCAGCGAAAAUAAAACACGAUACUUAAAGCCACAUUAAGUAGCAGUUACAAAAAAAAAAGGAAAAGAUUGACAGUUUAAUUUUGGUGGAAGAAAGCAGAGUAACUACGUCAUCCCAAGUCCGAAACUGAAAUUUAGUGAAUUCGUUAAUUUGUGAUAAUGUUUAAAGGUGUUCCAACUCUGGCAAAUCUAAAUCUGCGUUUUCUAAAGGGAAAUUCUCGAAUUGCGCUGUUGCUGCCACGGGGAAAGGCAACAGCCACAUCCUUGGACCUGGAAGAUGCCAAUGCCAAUCCCAAUAAUACCCCAAAUACCAACAAAAUCAAUGUCGAUGUCUACAGUGAGGAGGAUCUGUUGAAACGUGCCAAAUUUGGGCAUACGGGCAAACAGGUUCAACAGAAAAUUUCAUCUGAGAAGAAACUACGAACGCCACCGUUAUUGAAUUUGGUUUUUGCCAAUCGCAAAUUAUCCUUUUAUGACACAAGCUCCGGACCCAAACCCUGCGAGGAGAAUGCCAAACUAAAUCAGCGACGCAACUAUUCGAUAAGGCCUCAUCGGGAGCAGGAGCAACGAAAUGCCGAAGAUGUGCUCUUUGACAUGUUCGCCAGCGAGGAGACCGGACUCAUAUCAAUGGGCAAAUUCCUGGCCGGACUGAAGACCACGGGCAUCCGGCGCACAGAUCCCAGAGUGCGAGAAUUAAUGGACAACCUGAAGAAGGUGCACAAGCUGAACAACUAUGAGACAGGAUCCUCUGCAGAGACACAGCAUUUGAAUCGGGAAACCUUCAAAGCUGUCGUUUCUCCGAAUAUUGUGCUGAUUGCAAAGGCAUUCCGUCAACAAUUUGUGAUCCCGGACUUUUCCAGUUUUACCAAGGACAUUGAGGAGAUUUAUGCCAACUGCAAGGCGAAUACCUCUGGCAAAUUGGCCGAUUACAUUCCCCAACUGGCUCGUUAUAGUCCCAAUUUAUGGGGUGUGAGCGUCUGCACCGUGGACGGACAACGUUUCUCCAUUGGCGAUGUGGACGAACCCUUUACCCUGCAGAGUUGCAGCAAACCCUUGACCUAUGCCAUUGCCCUGGAGAAACUGGGUCCCAAGGUAGUGCAUUCCUUUGUCGGACAGGAGCCGAGUGGCCGCAAUUUCAAUGAACUUGUCCUGGACCAGAACAAGAAGCCGCACAAUCCAAUGAUAAAUGCCGGCGCCAUAUUGACGUGCUCGCUGAUGAACGCACUGGUGAAGCCGGACAUGACUUCGGCGGAGAUCUUCGACUACACCAUGUCCUGGUUCAAGCGUCUGUCCGGCGGAGAGUACAUAAGCUUCAAUAAUGCCGUGUUUCUCUCGGAACGCGAGGCUGCGGAUCGGAAUUACGCUCUGGGUUUCUACAUGCGAGAGAACAAAUGUUUUCCGAAGCGCACAAAUCUGAAGGAGGUGAUGGACUAUUAUUUCCAGUGCUGCUCCAUGGAAACCAAUUGCGAGGCAAUGUCUGUGAUAGCCGCCAGUCUGGCCAACGGUGGCAUCUGUCCCACCACCGAGGAGAAGGUCUUCCGGCCGGAGGUCAUCCGGGAUGUGCUGUCCAUAAUGCAUUCGUGCGGCACCUACGACUACUCGGGUCAGUUUGCCUUCAAGGUGGGACUGCCUGCGAAGACGGGAGUCAGUGGUGGCAUGAUGCUGGUCAUUCCCAAUGUGAUGGGCAUCUUUGCGUGGUCGCCACCGCUGGAUACACUGGGCAACACGGUGCGCGGUCUGCAGUUCUGUGAUGAGCUGGUCAGCAGGUUCAAUUUCCAUCGCUAUGACAACCUGAAGCAUCUGUCCAACAAGAAGGAUCCUCGCAAGCAUCGUUACGAGACCAAGGGUCUCUCCAUUGUCAAUCUGCUGUUCUCGGCAGCCAGCGGGGAUGUUACGGCCCUUCGUCGUCAUCGUCUCUCCGGCAUGGACAUCACCCUGGCCGAUUACGACGGGCGCACUGCCCUCCAUCUGGCCGCAUCCGAGGGUCACUUGGAGUGCGUCAAGUUCCUGCUGGAACAGUGCCAUGUGCCGCACAAUCCCAAGGAUCGCUGGGGCAACCUGCCCGUGGACGAGGCCGAGAACUUCUGUCACUCGGAUGUGGUCGAGUACCUCAAGAGCUGGGCCGAGAAGUCCAAGGAUGCACCCCAGGAGUGCUUCCCAGAGGCGGUGACCACCACAACCGAAGCCGAUGAGGAGCUUCCCACCAACACAACCACCAGCGUGAGCCACAGUGGGAAUACCAGUCCCAUACCAUCGGAGUCUGGCUUUAGAAGUCCCAGUCCAUUAUCCUCCGAGGCGGAGAGCACAGCAAGCGUCGCCAGUGUGGAUAAAACCAAGCCGGGUCUCUAAAUCCUAAGAGAGCUGAAUUGACAAAAGAUAUACAUACCUGUAGAAUCUCGACUAAAUUAUUGCUUUUUAAUCUAGUUAAUACAAGAGUUGAAAUAGCUAUCAAGUUUUUUUAAACUUGCUACUUUAAUCAAUGUAAGCCCAACAUACCAUAUAUAGCAUAAAAACAUAUAUAUAUACCUAUAUACCAUAUAAAGACGUACAUAAAUAAUUGAUAUAUAUAUAUGAAUAUUUAAUAUAUAUUAUAUAUGCUUCUCUGAUCAAGCUGAAUAGCGGCAUUUGUACUUGUAGCGCUUAGAUAGACACUCUGAGGUCUGAAAUCGAAAGCAAUGACAAUAAAAUGUACUUAAAACGAA
Molecule: messenger RNA, 2835 nt
Organism: Drosophila innubila
Lineage: Eukaryota; Metazoa; Arthropoda; Insecta; Diptera; Drosophilidae
Gene: GLS
Product: glutaminase kidney isoform, mitochondrial
Exons: 7
Coding region: 293-2482 (729 amino acids)
Biological process (GO): L-glutamine catabolic process
Molecular function (GO): glutaminase activity; protein binding
Source: RefSeq, a predicted model, not a curated record